CGGGGUGUGUCCUCAAUGCUCAAAUUUUCUGAAUAUCUGCAGACAAAAACGGCUCAGAAACUGAAUUCUGACAAACCGAUAAUUUUAGUCCAGCCAUCAAUUAUUGGAGGAUCUACAGCAACAGGAUGUUUCCUCAAGCUUUCAGCUUGCUUGUUUUUGCUUUAAGUCAAAGCUCAGUAUACUGCACAGAAAAUGGCUCUGUGUUGCUUCCUCGGACUUUCUCUGGUCGCUUCGUUCUGGUAACUGAAGAACCUGUGGACUACAUUGACCUGUCCGCAUUGGACAGCGAUGACGAUGGCUCAGGUUUUGAGGCCGAACAGAAAGUGGUGAAAAAACACGGCCACCACCAGCAAAAGCUCUACGUUGUCUCCAAGGAGGCAAAGGAGUUUCUCCAGGGUCGCCUUUCAACCAGCUUUGUCCCAACAGUUUACACCCUGGUCUUCAUCAUCAGCGUGCCUCUCAACCUUCUAGCCAUGGUGAUGUUUGUCCACCGCAUCCGGCCAAGGAAGCCUGCAGUGAUCUACAUGCUGAACCUGGCCUGUGCUGACCUUCUGUUCAGUCUUUUCCUUCCAUUUAAAAUUGCAUACCAUUACCAUGGCAACAAUUGGAUCUAUGGGGCUUUCCUGUGCAGGAUUGUCACAGCAGCUUUUCAUUGCAACAUGUACUGCUCAGUGCUGCUCGUCAUGUGCAUCAGCGUGGACCGUUUCCUUGCUGUGGUUUACCCCAUGAACUCCCUGACAUGGCGGAGCCCUCAGACUGCUGCAGCCAUCUGUGCAGCCAUGUGGCUCCUAUCCCUGGGAGGAGUGUUCCCCCUCCUGCUCUCUGGACAGACGCUACAUUUAUCAGACCUUGGAAUUACUACCUGUCAUGAUGUGCAGGCUGUAGAGACCCUACAAUCUUAUUAUCUCUACUUCUUCCCCAUAUACUCUUCCAUCUUCUUCUUCAUACCUUUUGUCUUUACUAUUGUCUGCUAUGUUCGAAUCAUUCAGGCUUUAGCAGCAGCCAAUGUGGAGAACCGCUCCAAGAAGACUCGGGCUAUAGUGAUGGCUGUGGUGGUGCUGCUUGUGUUUAUGGUCUGCUUCACUCCUACGAACAUCAUCCUGAUGUUUCACUAUGUUUAUAUUAGCCACUCAUCCAGUGAUCAUUCCUACCAGGCCUACCUGUUGUCUUUGUGUAUAGGCAGCCUCAGUUGCUGCCUGGAUCCACUCCUGUACUAUUAUGGCUCCUCUCAGUGCCAGAAGCAGAUGGCGGCAAUUUUUAGGUGCAACCAACUUCCACCAGCAGAGAGCAGCUUGGACACACACAGUACCCAUAGGAGUGGAUCAAGCAGCAGGUCCUGUAAGAUGGAAAGGAUGCAUACUGUCCUUGGAAGCCAGUACAACAAGCUAGUGGCUUAGGCUAAUACAUGAUAAGAGACUGUCUCCUAAAGUAAUGCAAACUUUCCCAUAAAGUCUCAUACAGAAUAAUUUUACCCCCCCUUAGGCUUUUCCACUUUUAACAUGUUUUUCCACUAAAUGUAAUUUAUUGUAAUGGAUUUUCAUAAAAUACUCAUGUUAGAUGGUGCAUGGUUUGGGAACAGGAUGGAAAAGACUAUGUGGCUUUCUCUUUGAAAGGACAAAUAGCUGCAAUGUAAAAUGCAUUUCUAUUUGGCCUUCUUUUGAAAACCAUAAUUUUACUGCAAUUAAUGCUACAACUCUCAAUUAUAGAGCUCAUAGACUUGCCAUUUCUCAUCUAUGAGCUUCAGUCACAUCCUAUUCCUAGUCCAAAACUUCCAUGUGAUGUAGGUCAUUGCAGCUCUUAUACUGUAGCUGCAGCUCUUCUGGGAAAGCUGUCCACAUGGUUAAACAUGUUUAUGGGAAUGUUUGUGCAUUUGUCCUGUCAAAGACUGAUGCAGUAUAUGAAGGCCUGGCUCUCAGUCUACUCUAAUGCAUCCAAAUGGUUUUCAUGUUGAAAGUCUGCAAUCCCAUCAACAUCAAACUCUCAUGACUUUUGGACCUUACUGAGAGCACAAGCGGAAAGUCAUGUUUCUAAAGUCAGUAGGUCCUCUCUAAACUGGUUUGCUGAGGCAGAUGUUCUUUUACCGGGACUAAGCAUCCAAGCCCAAAUAUUUGGAUAUUUAUUUGGAUGGUUGAGAAACUACUGGCUUAAUAAUAUAGUUAUGUCUCUUAACAGUUUAAUGUGAAAACACUGAAAUUUUAUUCAUUCUUUGCAGAACAGCUCAAGCUACCUUAGAAUGGAUAAAUUAAACUUUGUUUCAAAUUUGACUCCAGCUUUAAUCUUUUAUCACCUCUUACAUUUCCUCUGUCAGGGUUGACCUCUGUCUGCCUCCAUCCAUCCUCUCAUUAAUGUUUACGAGCUUCCGUCUUUAAUGAAGAAAAGCCUCCCCACACAAUGCUGCCACCAACCUGUUCCACCAUGGGGAUGUUGUUUUUCCACACUGUGGAUUGUAUUUUUAUUAUUGUAGCAAACUGCAAUAUGGGACUAUUCAGGCCAAAGUAGCCGCAUAAAUGAUAGAUGACAGAGCCUAAGCCUCUCUGCUUAUUCUUUAAAUCUCAUCUUGUCUUGUCUUUCAUUUGCCAAUUCAGGCGUGGAGUUCCUAACCUUUAACAGUCUUGAAUGUUGGAUUGAUCCCUGCAGUUCAUAGAAAAGGUGUGCUCUAUGAAAACAAUACAAAAGGAGGACUCUAAUAGGAUUUUUAAUGAAGGAUAUUGGCUGGAUUAGGCUUUGAUUUGAUAUCAGUAAAGAGGAAUGAACACACACUGCACCCUGUCAUGGUUUAUUUAACAUAACAUAAAAUGGGAGGAAAUUUGUGCCAGUAAUGUGACAAAAUGCAGAAAAGUAAUGAUAGUGCUUAGAUUGGACCAAAACAAAUCUUGCUUUUGGUUUUUGUUCGUGCACUGCACCCACCUU
Messenger RNA from Cyprinodon variegatus (sheepshead minnow), 2910 nucleotides. It is a transcript of the gene f2r, whose product is annotated as coagulation factor II (thrombin) receptor. The record is from RefSeq and is a predicted model, not a curated record. Gene Ontology annotation, cellular component: membrane. Gene Ontology annotation, molecular function: thrombin-activated receptor activity. Gene Ontology annotation, biological process: phospholipase C-activating G protein-coupled receptor signaling pathway; positive regulation of Rho protein signal transduction; positive regulation of blood coagulation. The transcript is spliced from 2 exons. Bases 126 to 1397 code for a protein of 423 amino acids. Lineage: Eukaryota; Metazoa; Chordata; Actinopteri; Cyprinodontiformes; Cyprinodontidae.